Messenger RNA from Clarias gariepinus (North African catfish), 661 nucleotides. Its product is annotated as CD276 antigen homolog. The transcript has 4 exons. Gene Ontology annotation, cellular component: external side of plasma membrane. The record is from RefSeq and is a predicted model, not a curated record. The coding region runs from base 161 to 637 and encodes 158 amino acids. Gene Ontology annotation, biological process: positive regulation of T cell proliferation; cellular response to lipopolysaccharide; cell surface receptor signaling pathway. Lineage: Eukaryota; Metazoa; Chordata; Actinopteri; Siluriformes; Clariidae.
GCUGGAAGCAGCCCAAAGACCACCGACCAAUCACAAUACCGUAAUGUGCGCAUGCGUAUUUGUAUAGGAACCUGUUCUAUAGGAACAAGCAGUAACGGAAAACUGGAAAUAUGAUUGUUAUAUUAAUUUAGAUGUUUUUAUCACUUUAUGUUAAUAAAUCAUGGAUAUAAGAACUUACAACCUGUGUGCUCUUAUGCUUGUAAUAAAUGAAGUGUCGUCACAGAGCGUCAUAGUCGAAGCUGCUCAAGGAGAGGCUGUGAUCUUACCGUGUUCAUCCAGUCGUUAUGAAAAGGACGUGUUCUGGCGAGACAGAGACACCAAGACUGUGUAUGACAUCAUUGAGGGUAAAGAGAAUUUUCAUGACCAGGAUGGAGAGUACAGGGGCCGAGUCAAAGGUUUUCCAUCAGAGUUCACAAAUUGGAAUUACUCCAUCAGACUGAGUGACGUGAAACUCAGUGAUACAGGAACUUACAGCUGCAACCUCCCUGACUCCAGAACUGUCCAUGUAGAACUCAAGGUCAAAGAUGAGAGUGACUCAAGCCACAAGACUUCCCCAGAUAACAGCGGCAUCAUGAGAAAAGCAGGCAGUACCUCAUCUUUAGUCAUUUCAGUUCUGCUGUGUAUCUUCGCUUUCUGAAGAAAGAAUUAAAGCUUCAAAAUC